UUGUAACAUUGGGUGCAUUACCACCAGUUAUGACACAAUUGAAAUCCAUUAAUGGUGUCUUAGAUGUGGACGAGGUUAAGGGUAUAUUGAGCGAGACAUCUACCGACUGGGAACAGGAGAUUGAUUUUGAAUCUUUCCUUCGGGUUUGUGAAACUUCAUUUCCUCCCGGUGUGUUCUAUUUAGUAUUAUAAUUAAUUAAAAGUAUGCCACAAAUUCAAUUUAGCACCUCUAAUAUAUAAAAAUAGCACGUCGUCUGUAUAAUAAAGACAUAUAUUGUUAGUUCAUAUUUAUAAAUGUUAUAAGUGUGAUGUAUAACAAUAUAUGGUGUGUUGAAACUAACUAUUAUUUGUGUUGUGUAAGACUACAAUAUGUGCCGUUAGUUUAUGUGUUGUUGGUUCAUAAUUAUAAGUAUAUUGUAUAACAGUACGUUGUGUGCUGUAUAGCAGUAUUUAUUGUGCUGAAAUCAAAUGUUGUUUGCGUUGUAUAAGACUAUAGCCUCUGCUAUUAGUUUAUGUGUUGUAUUUGUAUUAUAUGAAUACAUACGAUGUGCUGCCUGUAGCAAUACCAUGUGCUGCGGAGUGCUGUAAGUAUGGUGCUGAAUUUUAAAGUUCAGCACCGUAGUCGCCACCUUGAUGGCAUAUUUGAACCUACAAGCUCGAGCAACAGCAAAAACUGGCGGUUCUAAACCUAAGUCUUCGUUCCGCUCAACUUCAUUCCUCAAAGCAACUACGACCACACUUCGUCACACAAUAAGUGAAUCUGAAAGGGCGUCUUAUGUUAACCACAUCAACAAAUUUCUCGGUGAAGAUCCAUUUUUACAGAAAUAUUUACCCAUUGAUCCCUCAACCAAUGCACUUUUUGAUUUAGCAAAGGACGGCGUGCUCUUAUGCAAGCUUAUCAAUGUUGCUGUACCCGCAACUAUAGAUGAGAGAGCUAUAAAUACUAAGGCGGUGAUGAAUCCGUGGGAAAGAAAUGAAAAUCAUACUCUAUGCCUCAAUUCGGCCAAGGCAAUCGGAUGCACUGUGGUAAACAUCGGCACACAAGAUUUGGUGGAAGGCAGACCCCAUCUUGUCCUCGGGCUGAUUUCUCAGAUAAUUAAGAUACAAUUGUUAGCUGAUCUGAACUUGAAGAAAACACCCGAACUCGUCGAAUUGGUGGAUGAUAGCAAGGAUGUGGAAGAGCUUAUUGGCUUAGCCCCUGACAAAAUUUUACUAAAAUGGAUGAAUUUUCAUUUGAAGAAGGCAGGGUAUAAGAAGCAGAUUACCAAUUUUGGGUCUGAUCUAAAGGAUGGAGAAGCUUACGCAUACUUGCUUAAUACUCUUGCCCCCGAACAUGGCUCGAAUGCAAUACUGGAAACAAACGAUCCUGUGAAAAGAGCAAACUUGAUUCUUGAGCAAGCUGAAAGAAUGGACUGCAAAGGAUAUGUUACUUCACAGGACAUUGUUGAGGGACAGUCGAACUUAAAUCUUGCAUUUGUUGCACAAGUAUUUCAACACAGAAAUGGAUUAUCUACAGACAAUACGAAGAUUUCUUUUGCUGAAAUGAUGACAGAUGAUGCUGAAACAUCAAAGGAAGAGAGAAUGUUCCGGCUGUGGAUCAACAGCCUUGGAAUUGAGUCUCAUGUCAACAAUCUAUUUGAGGAUGUUAGAACAGGAUGGGUGCUUUUGGAAGUGUUGGAUAAGGUUUCUCCUGGGUGUGUAAACUGGAAAUUGGCUACAAAACCUCCAAUUAAGAUGCCUUUUCGGAAAGUUGAGAAUUGCAACCAAGUCAUCAGUAUUGGUGCAGACUUGAAUUUCUCUCUUGUGAAUGUUGCUGGAAAUGAUUUGGUCCAGGGAAAUAAGAAGCUCAUAAUAGCCUUUCUGUGGCAGCUAAUGAGGUAUGCUAUGCUCCAAUUGUUGAAGAACUUGAGAUCUCAUAACCAGAGUCGGAAGGAAAUAACAGAUACCGACAUACUCAAUUGGGCAAACAAUAAAGUUAGGAGGUCUGGUAGAACUUCUCAAAUGGAAAACUUCAAGGAUAAAACGCUCUCAAGUGGCGUUUUCUUUCUUGAACUGCUAAGCGCCGUAGAACCUAGGGUGGUUAACUGGAGCCUUGUCACAAAAGGCGAAACUGAUGAAGAUAAGAAGUUAAAUGCAACAUAUAUAAUCAGUGUUGCCCGAAAGCUGGGAUGCACAGUAUUUUUAUUACCUGAAGAUAUAAUUGAGGUGAACCCGAAAAUGAUGCUCAUCCUAACAGCAACUAUCAUGUUCUGGAGCCUGCAAAGGAAAACAGGAGCUUACGAUCUGGAGGCAGAGCUGGCUCCUCCUCCUCCAGUAGAUGAAGUAUCUAAUUUGUCGGUUGAGGAGAAUGCUCCUGCACCGGAAGCUACCAACAAUGAAGAAGAACCUUCUUCAUAA
Molecule: messenger RNA, 2396 nt
Organism: Andrographis paniculata
Lineage: Eukaryota; Viridiplantae; Streptophyta; Magnoliopsida; Lamiales; Acanthaceae
Product: fimbrin-5-like
Exons: 13
Coding region: 633-2396 (587 amino acids)
Biological process (GO): actin filament bundle assembly; actin filament network formation
Cellular component (GO): actin filament bundle; actin filament; cytoplasm
Molecular function (GO): actin filament binding
Source: RefSeq, a predicted model, not a curated record